UGCUAAUAAAGUUUGUUCAAUGCCCAUUCUCUCAUAUCUCGAGUUGUGGUCCCUCUGUAUGAAGGCGGAGCUUCUAGCCAUCGCUUGCUUUAUCAGACAAACGUUGAAGUUCGUUGCGUCGCUAUUCAUUUCAGUGCAGGGAAUGGAAAGCUUUACUCGGGUCAUCAUUAUUAUUGUAGCAGGCGCUGCUCGAGGUCUCGGUUAUGAACUCUCCGGCUACGUGAGUGCCGAGAACACAUUACAGGUUUUCUGGAUUCUAACAGUGCAUUUGAAGUGUAAUAAAAAUCGUUGCUUGCUGCACUAACGUCUGUAUUUAAGACCCUGAUGCGUAUUUUAUACCGCUCUGAAAUGUUUACUAUAGACAGCAUACUUUCUUCGAAGAAGAAGGAUGAAUCUGUACAGAGUUCCAAGGACGCUUCCCUUACCUCUUUGGGAGAUUUCAAUGAAGUCAUUACAAGAAUUCCAACGACUUCUAACAUUUCCGACUCGCCGGUCACCACAAUCGCCAAACCUGUCGCUGUUAGACCCGGUGUAAUUAUUGAACCGUCGCUAGGAUUUCUGAGACCAACGUCUUCAACUCGUGAUAGAUCUCGUGCAUCUUUUUCGUCAGCUGAAGAUGAAGUGUUCACGAGACCACAGACGUCACCUCUUAAUUUACACACUUCCACCACGCGACCUUCACCCACGAAUGCAGCUUCCGACUUCUCUACCGAAGACAUCGACGUGUGCAGCUCGGAAUCUCCGAUUUCUGUAGGAUCCGACAGACUUCGGUCCCCUAGUUAUUGUACUUCUUCUACGGUUUCACCGAUUGGCCUUGUUUCCCAGACUGAUUCAAUGUUGAGGAGACCUGAUUUUCUUGCUGUUUCUUCUCGCCACUCAGCUUCCAUUGAAGCUCGGAUGUAUUUUUCUCGACAUCGAUCGUCUACUAGUAGCACAACUCCAAGUGAUCCAUCACCUACCAGUGGUGAUCAGAUGUUCCCGGCACCGAGUGGUUAUGGUGAAUUCGAUGAUUACCCAUACUCGACCCCUACUUACCGAUUCCCUUUGCCUGUAGUAACUAGCCAUAGUCAAGAAUUUUUACGAGCCCCUCAUUUCAUGACUCCCAGAAUCGGACCAAGCGGAGAAAUUUCCUCGCCUCGGCUGAUGGGAUCAUCUUUGAUGCGUGAUUUACCAUCGACCAGCAAUAUGUCAAUGUGGAGACAUCUCUGCGAACGCAGGCCAGCUCAGCUCUGUUCAGUUUUUGAUCCCGGCGCAGCGUAUCCUUACCCGGGACCGGUGCCCCCUAGAAGGAGAGGCGGUCAGGUUCGGUUCUCAGGCCUACAGACGCGGCGGUUGGAGGAGGUGUUUGAGGUACAGAAAUACAUCACGCCCGGACACAGGAGACAACUCGCGCAAGAACUUGCGCUGCACGAGCGACAGGUUAAAACUUGGUUCCAGAACCGCAGAGCGAAGCAUCGGAAAGUUUCAGCUCAUAGCGAAGGCGGCGCUGCCGAAGGAGGGGCGGCCGGUUCUUUGUCAGCUCCAGGGACCUCGUCUCUACCUCCCGGGCGAUGUCAUGAACAGGAAAUGGACGAUGAUGACGAUGAGGAAGAGGAUGACGACCAGCAACCUUCUACCUCGUCGCGUAAAUGA
This is a messenger RNA of Hyalella azteca, 1632 nucleotides long. RefSeq names its product mucin-6. Gene Ontology annotation, molecular function: DNA-binding transcription factor activity, RNA polymerase II-specific; DNA binding. NCBI's taxonomy places the organism in Eukaryota, Metazoa, Arthropoda, Malacostraca, Amphipoda, Hyalellidae. The transcript has 4 exons. Gene Ontology annotation, biological process: regulation of DNA-templated transcription. The record is from RefSeq and is a predicted model, not a curated record. The coding region runs from base 325 to 1632 and encodes 435 amino acids.